Molecule: messenger RNA, 708 nt
Organism: Acanthosepion pharaonis
Lineage: Eukaryota; Metazoa; Mollusca; Cephalopoda; Sepiida; Sepiidae
Source: the annotation of a GenBank genome assembly
AUGAAAACGCCAAAUAGCUUUUGUGAAUUCAUUGCCGGCAAGAUUCAUAACAUCACUAUUGAUUUAACGACUGACGCCAUCUUCUUAGACAUCUUGUCGAUAUUAAAAGACGGGCGUCAUUAUCUGGUGCCUGGCGGAAAUGGACGUAUGUGGGGAUUGCGAUGGUCCGGUUGCGUCAAGGGGAUCAAAGUUGCUGAGAACGAUCGAAUCUAUCUAUCUAUCUAUCUAUCUAUCUAUCUAUCUAUCUAUCUAUCUAUAAAACAAGGGCUAAACAAUUCAAAAAACAGGGAGAAGAAUCAUAGUCGAAUCUAUCUAUCUAUCUAUAUCUAUCUAUCUAUCUAUCUAUCUAUAAAACAAGGGCUAAACAAUCGAAUCUAUCUAUCUAUCUAUCUAUCUAUCUCAUUCUCUAUGUAUCUAUCUAUCUAUCUAUCUAUCUAUCUAUCUAUCUAUCUAUCUCAUUCUCUAUCUAUCUAUCUAUCUAUCUAUCUAUCUAUCUAUCUAUCUAUCUAUCUAUCUCGAAAACACGGGGAGAAGUAUGAACCGGACUAUAAUCGAACCUAUCUAUCUAUCUAUCUAUCUAUCUAUCUAUCUAUCUAUCUAUCUAUCUCAGUCUCUUUAUUAUCUAUCUAUCUAUCUAUCUAUCUAUCUAUCUAUCUAUCUAUCUCACUCUCUAUCUAUCUAUCUAUCUAUCUAGAAAACACAGGCUAA